AUGGAAUCUACGCGUUUCAACAAGAAGAAGAUUUUUAUUGGGGGUCUCCCUCAUCAAAUUGAAGAAGCUGAAUUGAAGACAUAUUUUAGUGAUUUCGGAACUGUGGUAACUAUAGAAAUUCUUCGUGAAAAGAUAACUGACAAAGGUAGAGGCUUCGGGUUUGUGACUUUUGAUUCUGAAGAAGCUGUAGAAAAAGUGUUGGAAAAUAAGUUUUAUAAUCUGAAAGAAAAACAAAUAGAGGUAAAGAUGGCUGAAGUGAAGACAAAUAGAAAGAAUAGAAACAUUCCUACCACGGCAAACAACUUGAACCAAUCUCUUCCCAAUUUGGCUUCUCAAAUUUAUUAUCCCAAUCCCAACCCAUUUGAGGUUCAUCCCAAUUAUUGGAUGCCUUAUUAUAAUUCUAUGAUUCCUACUCCAUAUCCAUAUCAAUAUGGAAAGAAUAUAGGAGUUAAUUUUAUGAUUCCUAACCAAUAUCCGUAUGUACAUGGGCAUGGGCAGAAUUCUAUGAAUAUGGGAAUUUACAAUCCCAAUUAA
Molecule: messenger RNA, 534 nt
Organism: Cannabis sativa
Lineage: Eukaryota; Viridiplantae; Streptophyta; Magnoliopsida; Rosales; Cannabaceae
Product: RNA-binding protein 1-like
Exons: 1
Coding region: 1-534 (177 amino acids)
Molecular function (GO): RNA binding
Source: RefSeq, a predicted model, not a curated record